GAAGGACACAUUACAUUGUAUUGUUGUGAUAUGUAGUAAAGAAAAGAAGAAGAGGGCACAAUGCAGUUCUGGAAGCUCUUCAUUACUGCAUUAAUGCCAGUUCUUAAGGUGCUCCUGAUUACUGCUUUAGGAGCAUUUCUUGCUCUUGAUCGAUUUAAUGUGCUAAGGGACACUGCCAGGAAGCACUUGAAUACAUUGGUAUAUUAUGUGUUCACUCCGGCUCUUGUUUGCAGCAUCCUCACUAAGACAAUAACAUUUAAGAACCUCGUUAUGCUGUGGUUCAUGCCAUUGAAUAUUCUUCUAACAUUCAUAGUUGGGACAGCAUUAGGAUGGUUAUUUAUGAAAAUAACCAAAGCUCCUAAUCACAUGUAUGGCCUUGUCUUGGGGUGCUGUGCUGCAGGAAAUCUAGGAAAUUUGCCUCUUAUCAUAAUGCCAACAGUUUGCAAAGAAAGCAACAGUCCUUUUGGAGCUGUGGAUCUUUGCUAUAAGAAAGGGAUGGGAUAUGCUUCUCUAUCCAUGGCUAUAGGAAACAUCUACAUUUGGACUUUUGUGUACAACAUCGUUCGUUUAUAUUCAUCCAACAAGACUUUGGAUAAUAAUUCCACAUUAGAAAAAGAUUCCGUGAAGAAUUCCACAGAGGAUUUAUCAGAGACUGUUGAUGAUCAUGAAAAUCAACUUCAAAUUGAAACAACAUUUUCUCAUGAAAGAGCAAAGUUACCAAAACUUGCAAAGAUAGUUAAGACUUUGGUAGAAAAGCUGAAUCUGAAGGUCCUAUUAGCACCUGCAACAGUUGGAUCGAUUGUUGGUCUAGUGAUGGGUGGAAUCACUCCAUUUCGGAAGUUGUUUGUCGGUGAUGAUGCUCCACUUCGUGUUCUUGAAGACUCUACAUCCAUGGUGGGGGAUGCGGCCAUUCCAGCAGUCACUUUGUUGGUCGGAGCAAAUCUACUUAAGGGGUUAAAAGGGUCAGGAAUGAAGGUUCCACUUUUGUUAGGGAUACUUGUGGUUAGAUACAUAGCGUUACCAAUGUUAGGUGUGUGCAUUGUGAAAGGUGCGUACAAUUACUCAAUUAUUUGGAGCUGGUGAAACAGAAUGCUCAAUAAUCAUGCUAGCAACUUAUGCCUGUGCUGCAGUUUCUCUUACACUUUGGUCCACAUUUUUUAUGUGGCUUGUCCUAUGAUGAUGGGAUAUUUUUAUAACAAUAAUAAUUAGUUACAGUCAGAUGUAUUAUGAUUUAUGAGACAUCGAUGGUUAUAAAUAUAAAAUAUUAAUCAUAUUCUAAACAAGUUGUUCACA
Arachis ipaensis is the source of this 1293-nucleotide messenger RNA. The record is from RefSeq and is a predicted model, not a curated record. NCBI's taxonomy places the organism in Eukaryota, Viridiplantae, Streptophyta, Magnoliopsida, Fabales, Fabaceae.